This is a messenger RNA of Paramecium octaurelia, 749 nucleotides long. The record is from the annotation of a GenBank genome assembly. NCBI's taxonomy places the organism in Eukaryota, Ciliophora, Oligohymenophorea, Peniculida, Parameciidae.
AUGAACAUCGUUAAUAUAAUAUAUCCCAAUGACAAUUAGUUGUAGUUAAACACAUUUGCUUAGUAAAUUCGCUCGGAUCUUCAGUAGCACAACUGCCACUUGUUGUAUAAAUUGGACAUUUAAAAUUCUAAUAUCGAUGCUUUCCCUUGUAAUUCAUGCAAAGAUUCCGAUUUACAAUAUAUUUAGAAGGGUAGGCUGUAAACACCUUCAGAGCAGGAACACUCAAAACAUUUAAGCAUUUUUCAUCCUCGUCAAUCCAUAUACACUCCUAACCCAUGGUCCGAAUACUUCCACAUAAAAACUUAGAAAGGGCAUCAUUGCAUUCUAUUAUGUUUAAUUAAUAAUCGUAAAUUAGUUUGCACUAGUUUAAAUCCACAUCCCAUUAGCAAGGCUAAGCCAUAUAUAUACAAUAAUAACGAUUCACUCCUGGCUGAUUGCAUCCAAACUUAGGAAUACAACCAUAAAAAUCAGGUUGUCCAUCUAUCCACUAACAAAGAUUAGUAUCACAAUUGUCCUGCUCUUUACUUACACAGCUUGAACUACAAAUGGAGGGGAUCUAGGAUAUAUCCAAAUAGCUUCCUUAAUUUGCAUCAGUCACUGAAGCACAAUCCCUGUAAGUCUUAUAUUGUUGUGUUUGAGAUAAGCAACCCUAAGCUUCUUGUAGUUUCAGUUCUGAAAAUGUACAUGUUACUUCUUGUUCGUUAUUUCCAUCCAACAUAAUGGGAUAGCACUCUGCUUCUACGUAUUGA